GCCAAAAAGUGACCCGAAAUGUACAGAAAGUGCCCUAGUAAUGCCCCAAAAUCAACAGGAAGUGAUCCAAAUAAACAGGAUGUGACCUAAAAAUGCCCCAAAAUCAACAGGAAGUGAUCCAAAUGAACAGAAAGUGACCCAAAAUGUACAGGAAGUGACCUCAAAAUGCCCCAAAAUCAACAGGAAGUGACCCAAACGAACGGAAAAUGACCCAAAAUGGACAGGAAUUGCCCUACAAAUGCCCCAAAAUCAACAGGAAGUGACCUGAACGAACAGAAAGUGACCCAAAUGUAUAAGAAGUGACCCAGAAAUGGCCAAAUAUCAACAGGAAGUGAAUCACAUGAACACAGUGACUCAAAAUGUACAGGAAGUGCCCUAGUAAUGCCCCAAGAUCAACAGGAAGUGAUCCAAAUGAACAGGAAGUGACCCAGAAAUGCCCCAAAAUCAACAGGAAGUCACCCAAAUGAACAGAAAGUGACCCAAAAUGUGCAGGAAGUGACUUUGAAAUGCCCCAAAAUCAACAGGAAGUGACCUGAACGACCAAAAAGUGACCCGAAAUGUGCAGGAAGUGACUCAGAAAUGGCCAAAAAUCAACAGGAAGUGAAUCAAAUGAACACAGUGACCCAAAAUGUACAGGAAGUGCCCUAGUAAUGCCCCAAAAUCAACAGGAAGGGAUCCAAAUGAACAGAAAGUGACCCAAAAUGUACAGGAAGUGACCUCAAAAUGCCCCAAAAUCAACAGGAAGUGACCCAAACGAAUGGAAAAGGACCCAAAAUGGACAGGAAUUGCCCUACAAUUGCCCCAAAAUCAACAGGAAGUGACCUGAACGAACAGAAAGUGACCCAAAUGUAUAAGAAGUGACCCAGAAAUGGCCAAAUAUCAACAGGAAGUGAAUCACAUGAACACAGUGACUCAAAAUGUACAGGAAGUGCCCUAGUAAUGCCCCAAGAUCAACAGGAAGUGAUCCAAAUGAACAGGAAGUGACCCAGAAAUGCCCCAAAAUCAACAGGAAGUCACCCAAAUGAACAGAAAGUGACCCAAAAUGUGCAGGAAGUGACUUUGAAAUGCCCCAAAAUCAACAGAAAGUGACCUGAAUGACCAAAAAGUGACCCGAAAUGUACAGGAAGUGAGCUAGGAAUGCCCCAAAAUCAACAGGAAGUGACCCAAACAAACAGAAAAUGACCUAAGAUGGACAGGAAGUGACCUUGAAAUGCCCCAAAAUCAACAGGAAGUGACCCAAAAUGUACAGGAAGUGACCUAGAAAGUCCCCCAAAUCAACAGGAAGUGAUCCAAAUGAACAGGAAGUGACCUAAAAUGCUCCAAAAUGAUUAUGAAUUGACCAAAAAUUUACAGGAAGUGACCCAGAAAUGCCCUUAAUGCGGUCUGCUCUUUGAGUAUUGUUAAUAAAUGCCUUUAUAGUGAUGAUAAUGAUUGAAAUACAUCUAAGUUUUAGCGCUUAUGCUAAGUCAUUGAGGAAUUUGGGCUCUCCAGCAACAUGUAACAGCUGCAGCUUUAAUACAUGCCUUUGAGCUGUUUUACGAGUCUGCCGUGGGCUUGAAAGUGAAGGUUUCGCUCACUUGAUUUUCACCUCUUUUGUUGUACGUGCUCGGUGCCUGGCGCGCAAAUGCGUGCGCUGGCCAGACCAGACAGACAGGAAUGAACGGGACAUGUAAUACUCGUACCACUCUGUACCAGGGGGAGACCAGUACUGGCCGAGGGACGGACAUUCAUGCACGAGGAUAAUAAUAUCAUUGAUGUUAGCAGUGUCACUGUAUUUUAGCCUUGAAUUCAUUGGCUGCUAUUUAGCUGCUAGACGUCCAAAGUGCAUGAAAUUUAUAAGCAAAAACGUACAGUUUAGCCAAAAUUCAAUAAGCCCAUUGAUUACCAGUGCCACAUACAACACCAACAAAAACAGUACGUACUAAGUGAAUCAAAAUCAAUAAGAAGUGACGAAGAAAUGCCCAAAAUCAAUAGAAAGUGACUCAAAAAUGCCCCAAAAUACCAAUUCCCUGUUGCUUGCUAGCCGUGCUAUUCUCUUUUUGCUGUGUGACUGUUCUGUCAACGUGCUAGCUAGCUAGGGGAGUGCUACAAUCUAAACAUGAUCAUCAUUUUGGGUUUUCUGGAAAAAAAAAGUGGGCGUUCCCUAAUGCUAGCUAGGCAUGCUAUUCUCUUGUUGCUGUUGACUGUUCGGUCAACAUGCUAGCUAGCUAUCUAGUGGAGUGCUAGAAGCUAAACAUGAUAAUAAUUUCUGGAUUUCUGAAAAAAAGUAGGCGUUCCCUGAUGCUAGCUAGGCGUGCUAUUCUCUUGUUGCUGUGUGACUGUUCAGUCAAUAUGCUAGCUAGCUAGCGAAGCGCUAGAAAGCUAGACAUGGACAUGAUCAUCAACGCUGGAUUGCUGAAAAAAGUGUGCUGAGCCUUCCCGAGGGUCUGACGGUUCACCAGCGAGCGGGAAAGAACGGCGAGGGCAACGCCUACAGCCAGUCGGAAGUGCGCUCCGUCGAGCAGUGCUUACUGGCCACCCGAGUGGGCAGCAUAUCCGAACUCAGUGAUAUGGUAUCCCGGGCGAUGCAUUACCUUCAACCGCUGUACACCAAGAAUCACAAUAACGGAACCCCUAUCCACCAGAAGAGCACGGUUAUCCACUGGGCCCCCGAGGCCAUUUACACACUGUGUUACUUCAUGCACUGCCCCCAAAUGGAGUGGGAGAACCCCAACAUCGAGCCAUCCAAAGUGACGUUACAGACUGAGAGGCCGUUCAUGGUACUGCCGCCUCUGAUGGAGUGGUUGCGCGUGUCCGUCGUCCACACGGAGCACAGACGAAGCUUCUCGGUGGACAGCGACGAUGUUCGCCAGGCCGCCAGACUGCUGCUACCCGGAGUGGACUGCGAGCCCCGCCAGAUCCGGGCGGACGAUUGCUUUAGCGCAUCGAGGAAGCUUGACGCCGCCUCCACCGAAGCCAAGUUCCUGCAGAAUUUGGGCUUCCAUAUGCUCAGCUGCGGGCGCACCGACCUGGUCAAGCAGGCGGUCAACCUGCUGGGUCCGGAUGGGAUCAACAGCAUGAGCGAGCAGGGAAUGACCCCGCUCAUGUACGCUUGUAUCCGUGGAGACGAAGCCAUGGUGCAGAUGCUGCUGGAUGCCGGCGCUAAUAUUAACAGUGAGGUGCCAAACUCGGUGCACAAGCACCACUCGGUCUUUCCCGAAACGCGGCAGGCCACGCCCCUGACUUUCGCCGUGUCGCACGGACACGUACCUGUGGUGCAGUUGCUUCUGGACGCCAAAGCCAACGUGGAGGGCUCCCUGCAGGACGGCAUGGAGAACUACAUCGAGACGCCGCUGCAGCUGGCGGCGGCCGCGGGUAACUUUGAGCUGGUGAGCCUGCUGCUCGAGCGGGGGGCCGACCCCAUGUUGGGAACCGUCUCACGCAACGGCAUCUCGGUGGCGCCGCAGGGAGACAUGAACUCGUACAGCCUGGCAGCUGCGCACGGGCACAGAAAUGUCUUCCGGAAGCUGUUGUCUCACACGGAGAAAGGGAAAGGAGACGUCUUAUCCCUGGAAGAGAUUCUAGCAGAAGGAUCGGAGCUAGCAGGACAAAGUUCAUCUGAGGCUGAACUGAUACGGACCGGGAAGGCCAAACUCAAAGCCCUGAAAGAAGCCAUGUACCACAGUUCAGAACACGGACACGUAGACAUCACCAUAGAUAUACGUAGCCUCGGAGUGCCGUGGACUUUACACGCUUGGCUGGAAUCUCUGCGUACUUGCUUCUCCCAGCACCGGCGACCGCUGAUCCAGGGUCUCCUCAAAGAAUUUGUCUGCAUCGAGGAAGAGGAGUACACCGAAGAACUCAUCACGCACGGCCUGCCUCUCAUGUUUCAGAUCCUCCGAGCUAGCAAGAAUGAAGUGAUCAGCCAACAGCUGUCGGCCAUUUUCACGCAGUGUUACGGACCUUACCCCAUCCCCAAACUGGCGGAGAUAAAACGCAAGCAGACGUCGCGCCUCGAUCCUCACUUCCUGAACAAUAAAGAGAUGUCGGAUGUGACCUUUUUGGUGGAAGGGAAGCCAUUUUACGCCCACAAGGUCUUGCUCUUCACAGCCUCAAAUAGGUUCAAAACUCUCCUGGCAAAUCGACCUUGUGGCGAAAACACCUGCAUUGAAAUAAGCCAUGUGAAAUACCACAUUUUCCAGCUUGUAAUGCAGUACCUUUACUGCGGAGGAGCCGAUGCGCUACACAUUCGGAACCCUGAUGUGAUGGAGCUUUUGUCGGCGUCCAAGUUCUUCCAGUUGGAGGCGCUGCAAAGGCAUUGCGAGAUCAUCUGCACCAAGAACAUCAACACGGAUACUUGCGUGGAGAUCUACAACCACACUAAGUUUUUGGACGCUCCCGACUUGGCCUCCUACAUCGAAGGCUACUUCCUGAAGAACAUGCUAAUGCUGAUCGAGCUGGAGCCGUUCAAGCAGCUGCUGUACGACGUCCCUCCGGACAGCCCCAGCUAUGACGUCCUCCAAAAUUUGGAAAGAACUCUGUCCGUCCGCAUCCAGUCCAUCCACUUGUCGUCGUCCAAGGGAUCGGUGGUUUGAACUCUCAAAAUAAUCUUGGCUAUAAAAAUCAAUAAAUAUAUAGAACCUUUAGUACAUUCGCGAGUUGCGAUUUGUGUGAGCCUCCAGAUCAGGGGUGUCAAACUGGCGGCCCGCAACAUUUUGCGUAGCACGUGAAGGUAAAUCUCGUGGAUCGACUACGAUUACCGCGAAAAUCAAAUUUAUGUAAAAUUUCCGUCUUCCAUAAAUUGGAAAAUAUCGUAUUUUUGCAAACAUGUUGUUCUAGUUUUUCGUGUUUUUUGCAGUUUUUCAAGUUUUUUUUUUCUUUUUCAGGGUUUCAUUUUUUUGCAUUUUUUACAAUGUUUUGAAUGGGGUUUUUUUUCAUGAUUUUUGCUUUUUUUGUGAAAAUUAUUAUUUAAAACAAAGAUAUAUUGCACGCUCCGAGUCAAAACUGAUGGACGUCUAUCGCCGUCAAUGGCAGUCAGUGAGUUAAAUGAGGAAUGAGUGUUUUUGUUGUUGUUGUGUUUUUGUUUUUUUUCGCCACAAUUUUUGUUGUCGUUGUUUUUUUCAGUUUUCUGUUUUUUUUAGGAGUCAGGGGGUUUCAAUUUUGUUCGGUUUUUUUUUUUUCAGGUUUUCUAUUUUUGCGUUUGUUUAUUUUCUGUUUCUUUUUAACUUUUUUUUGUGUUUCGUUUUUUGUAUUUUGCAGUUUUUAGAUUCCCUCCUUUUUUAAGAUUUUUUUUUUCCAUUUUAUUGUUGUUUUGUGGGGGGUGCUACAGUUUUCUUUAAAACUGUUUGUCACAUUUUUUUUUUUUGCUUUUUACAAAUAAUUCAGUGAUGAUUCAGCAAUUCAAUUAGUUAAAUGAGGAAUGACUGUCGCGUUUUUUUUUUUUUUUUUUUCUUCACAAUUUUGUUUGCAGUUUUUGGUUUAUUUAUAUUUUUUUUUCAGUUUUUCAAAUUUUUUUUAGGUUUUCAUUUUUUUGUGUUUUGUUUUUUCUUUUUUUUUAUGUUUUUUUUCCCAAAAAUUUUUGUGAUUUUUUUUUUUUUUUGUUUUUUUUUUUGCGAGGGUUAUUUCAGUUUAGUUUUGUUGUUUUUUAGUUUUUCAUUUUUUGCUUUUUUUCAAGUUUUUUAAACGUUUUUUUUUUCUUUUUUGUUUGUGUUUAGUUAUUUUUUUUUUUUUUUGUUGCUUUUUCUUUUACGAUUUUUUUUCUUCAAUUUUUCUCACUUAGUUUUUGGAGGGAUGGUUACAAAAAAAAAAAAAAAAAACUUUUUCACAAGAUUAUUUAAAACAAAGUGUGAAUGAGUGUCGCUUUUUGUUUUUUCACAAUUUUAUUGUUGUUUGCAGUUUUUUUUUUUUUUUUUUACGAUUUUUCAAAUUUUUUUAGGUCUUCAUUUUUUUGUUACUUUUUUUUUUGUUUGUUUGUUUUGUUUUUUUCCAGAUUUUCAUUUUCUUCAUGUUUAUUUUUAUUUAUUCAUUUAUUUUUUUUUACAGUUUUUUGUGUUUUUUGUUAUUGUUGUUUGUAAUUAUUAUUUAAGAGGAAGAUUUAUUGGCCUCUCCCAGUCACAAUGAAUCGGACAUUCAGCACCGUCAAUGGCAGUCUAAAUGAGUUGGACAACAUAAUAAUACUAAGUUUGACACCCCUGCUGUAGACGCUUUUUUAGCAGAUAGCUAACUCAACGCUAAAAUUUCUCAACAUCUGUGGUAAGUCAUUUGUUUCACGACGCCCGUAACGCCACUUAAGCGGCAUCCGUCUCAUUUUACGUGGAAAUCAAAGCUUCGUUUUUCUCACGACGGUGUAAAUAUUGUUGAUAGAAUCAGAUUUAUCGAUUAUGUAAGUCAGUGUAUAUAUCACAGAUGUUUUCUUAUGUGUCUUAUUGUUGAAUAUUGCUGUGGAAACGCGUGUAACCGUUGCAUGUCGAGGGGAGCAAAAAGUUGAGGCUCAAUUUGUCAUCGAUCGGCAUGUGUCUCUACAAUCUCAAAGUGUGUUGUCAUUCAAUUGUCCGCCGCCAUCGACGACGAUGGACGGCGAUGGCGCUGUAAGGGUUAAACAUUAAAUUCAGAUGCGAUCGGAUGUGAAUUGUGACAUUUUUGUGUGAUUCUUCCUUCGGUCUCUACUUCUUGCUGGGGAAAAAAAAGUGAAGAUAACGUCCAAAAGGGGGCGCUGUUUAUUCUGUUUUAUAUUUGAAAAACAAAGAAUUUGCCUGUUAACACAUCAUAAAUGAAAAUAAAAUAAAAAUAAAAUAAACAAUUUAUUUACACAUAACUAACUGAGAGAUGACGCUAUUGUGGUCGCGACAACCGAGGUAAACUUUUGCCUCAUUGCCGCCUGUCUCAUCAAAAUGGAUUUUUUUUAGUCUUUCUUUUGU
Corythoichthys intestinalis (scribbled pipefish) is the source of this 6896-nucleotide messenger RNA. RefSeq names its product BTB (POZ) domain containing 11b (gene abtb3b). The transcript is spliced from 17 exons. NCBI's taxonomy places the organism in Eukaryota, Metazoa, Chordata, Actinopteri, Syngnathiformes, Syngnathidae. The coding region runs from base 2550 to 4574 and encodes 674 amino acids. Gene Ontology annotation, molecular function: protein heterodimerization activity. The record is from RefSeq and is a predicted model, not a curated record. Gene Ontology annotation, biological process: SMAD protein signal transduction.